Populus trichocarpa (black cottonwood) is the source of this 2092-nucleotide messenger RNA. Its product is annotated as remorin 1.4. The coding region runs from base 818 to 1930 and encodes 370 amino acids. The record is from RefSeq and is a predicted model, not a curated record. The transcript has 3 exons. NCBI's taxonomy places the organism in Eukaryota, Viridiplantae, Streptophyta, Magnoliopsida, Malpighiales, Salicaceae.
GAGCUCUUCUUUCCCUGCAAAAUCCAGUCCAUCUCUGAUUUUCCUGUUGUUUUUGCAUAACCAAGAUGAAUUCUCCGCUCCAUCUUUUUGGUGGCUCCAGACAAUUAACAAGCUUUGAUAGUUUCUGAUAUUAGCUAGACACACUAAACAUAAAGUGCACCACUACUAUAUGCUUUCCGCUUCUUGGGUUUUAUAAGCUACCAUUAUUAUUAGCUUUUCCAUUCUCUCUCUCUCUCUCUCAUGUGUUGCUGAUUUCAGAUAGAGUUUUAGAUGGGGAAGUAGUUAUCCAUUUGGAUAUCUUUAAAUGGUCCCUAGCUGUGCAAUGAAGGAAAGGAAGGUGGAGAUAUUUUGGACCCUGAGAGGUUCUGGCUGAGCUUUUAUUUUUUUUAUUUUUUUGAUAUGGCCAUUUUGGCAUCUGUGUUUUAAUCACUUGUAAAAGUAGACCAUACAGCACAGGGUGGGUGGUUAGAUUCAAUGUCUUUUGUGUUUUAAUCACUGAAAAAUCUAUUUAUCAAUCCUUGGAUUAGCUAAUGUCAAGCAAAUAAUAUUUCUUUUGCUAUUAGCUAAUGUUUCAAUUUAUUUGUCCCAAGUCAGUUCACUGACUUGCUGUACAGGGUUAGAGAUCUAAUACGGUUUACAUCUCCAGAGAGGAUCUGGACCAUUUUGCUGACUAAGGAUCUACUGUUCAAAGAUAUGAAUUAGACUUCAUGACUCACAUGGCAAGUUAAGUGGGACUUCUGUGCUUUUUAGUGGUCACGCGCCAUAUUUUUGCUUGUCCUUGUGUGUAACUGUGAGAGUGAGAAGAUUUGUUGAGAGAAUGAGAUCUAUGGAGGAUAAAGGGUGUUACAAUCAUGGACCAACUCAGGAGAUUCCAAGUAGUAAGGCAACUAGCUUUGAGUUUCAUAAAGGCAAUGGAGCUAGUCGCGGUGGUCAUCACCGAACAGCUUUAGGCAAACCAACACCAUCCAAAUGGGAUGAUGCACAAAAAUGGUUAGUGGGAUUGUCAAGAGGAGGGGGAGGAGAUAGAAAAGAAAGCCAGCCACGAAACUCAAAUGCCGACGAUAGGAGACUUAUAGCUCCAGUUCCUCAAAUGGAACAUGACUAUUCAAGUGGAGAAGAUGAAGUUGGAGGAGAAGCAGCAAAUGGGUGUUCUAUUUCAAUCACAAAUCAGUAUGAAGUAGAAACAAAGAAGGUAGACUGUGAUGAGUCAGUGUGGAGAGUUAAUAAGCCUGCACAGAACUCAACAAUGAGUGCUGUUAGAUCAAUCUGUGUUAGGGACAUGGGGACUGAGAUGACCCCCAUUGCUAGCCAAGAGCCUUCAAGAACAACAACACCGAUUAGAGCUACUACACCGGCGGCGAGGAGCCCUGUAUCUUCAGGAUCUUGCACCCCAGUGAGGGGCCUGAACGGGUUGCCGGGCAAUGAAGGCUAUCAAACAGGUUUAGCAAUGACUGAAAGUAGAGGUGAGGCCAGUUGUGCUCCCAGAGGGGUUAGUGCAACAAGAAAUUACUAUGGACAAGAAUCCAAUGGUUCUAGGAUACACGAGAAUAUGGAAUCGGAUCAAGUAAGAAAGGUGAGUACUCUAGAAACAAGAGCAAUGGCUUGGGAUGAUGCAGAGCGAGCCAAAUACAUGGCGAGGUAUAAGCGUGAAGAGGUGAAGAUCCAAGCCUGGGAAAAUCAUGAGAAGAGAAAAGCAGAAAUGGAAAAGAGGAAAAUGGAGGUGAAGGCUGAGAGGCUGAAAGCUCGAGCACAAGAACGGUUGGCAAACAAACUGGCCUCGACUACGAGAAUAGCUGAAGAGAAGCGUUCAAAUGCGGAGGCCACACUGAAUGAGAAAGCCGUGAAGACUUCUGAAACGGCAGAUUAUAUAAGGAGGACCGGGCACUUGCCCUCUUCAUUCUCCUUCAAGUUUCCUUCCCUGUGCUGGUAGCAGCACAGCACUAUGUUUACAUGUAACAUAUGCUAGCAAACCAUUCUCAUCUCACUUUUUUGACAUACAUAACUGAACUUGUGGAUUCAUUUUAUAUGUUAAAUUCUGCGAUUGCAUUCAUGGGGCCUGGUUCCUCUAGUAUAAAAAAACUUGAACUGCCCA